AUGUUACGGACGGUCAAGAAAAACAUAAAAAGUUCUGUGCCACAUGAAGACUUUAUGGCUGAAAUGACAGUCCAGAGAAAUGCCAAUGCAUUCUUUGACAGAUUUGACAGAACUGAUUUACAAGAACUUUUGGCCCAUACCAUCUCCAGCUGGCUUGUGUCUGUAGAUGAUGUUCACCUACCUCUCCAACUUCCUAGCGGUUUGAUAACUCAGCUGAAAAAUUUCACCAAACCAAAUGUUCUACUUUUAGUUCCAGUUGACAAUGAUGUCUCUUUGGAUUGUCGCGAGGUUCACCAGAUCCUGAGGGAGCUUGUUUUUGGAAUUUACUGUUUUCACCAAGUGCCAUCAAUCUCCCUCGAUGCCAACUAUGACAGCAGUACAUCAUGCCAGUUACCCCCUGCAUACUAUGACACUCGGGUAGGGCAAGUAAUGAUCAGCGUAGAUUACAUGAUAAAGGCUCUAUGGCAUGGUGCCUACAUGUCAAAGGAAAAAAGGACAAGGUUCUCUGAGAUUUGGAGAUCUGUCAUGGACAUUGACCCAAAUGGACAUCCUCAAACUAAGAAAAACAUUUUUUCAGAGUUCUCUUCAGCAGAUCUAAUCGAUAUUUCCAGUGAACCAGACUUUGAUGGCAUAUACUCACAUAGCUUUGACUUGGAUCCAACUUAUGAACCAAAUAAACAAGAAGAAAAAAACCUCUUUAUGCAAUAUGCGAACAACAUGACAAUAAAGAUGACGUGCUUUACUGCUCAGGUGCAGCAGUACGAGAACUUGUUUGUAUAUGAUGCCUCAUACAUGUUGUCGAAUGUAAUAAGACUGACAGAGGAAUACAUGGACUCUGCAACAUAUCAGCGUCUCCAACAGAGGCUAACCAUUCAUCAGAAGCUUGUGAAAGAAAAUCUCGAGAAAAAAGCAGAAAUACGCAAAAACAUUGCCUACCUGAAACUCAUCAGUUUUCUCGUGCCAUAUUUACUGGGAAUGAAAAAGAAGAUGAAAGUGCCAGAUCUCAGUCGCCUUUUACAACCAUACUCUGAUGAUAAAGUAAAGACUGAGCGUGAAUUGCCUCCACUAAUGCUGGGAGAAGAUUUUAAGUGCCAACAUUUUCAGUAUACAUCAAAUGAGUAUUUUCACCUACAUGGAGGAAUCGAAUUUGACCUGGGAACACCAGCUCUUCAAAGUGUGUCAGCAGAAAUAAAGGAGGCUUAUAAAGACAUACUGGAUACGGCAACAAAGCACAUAAAUGACCUGCUUGAUCUUGAUACAACUUACAAGGAACACUUCCCUCUUCCUGUCAAAAAUAUUAAAGGAAAGAGGUACUAUAUGAUUGCAAUCCAGCUUGAAGACUUUUAUCAAACAAUGCAGAAAAAGCAGUGGUGGGGAGCGGUUAAUGGAAUAAUAAGCACAAUGAAGCCCAAAAGGCUUCCACUGACUGACAUUCAGCUCCACGAACAAUUCAAGAAGAAGUUUGGAUAUAAAAAGGCACUAAAGUGCAAGAACAUAGUGUUUGGAUUAAAAGCUGCCACAGAGAGGGGACUAACCGCCAUCUUCUACACUUUUUGCCGUAAAACUCCUAUUUCUGGGCUGAAUAUACUUGAUGAUGGCGGCUAUUCUAUAUUACACCAUGCGGCUUUACAUAAUAGAGUGGCAAUUGUUUCCCAGUUAGCAAAAGCUGGUGUGGAUUUAAACCAACAACGAAGUAAUCCUUCCAAUACACAAGGACCCACAGCCUUACACUUGGCAGCUCAGUGUGGCUCACUUGAAGUUCUUUCUUGCCUGCUGGCUUUAAAGGCAGAUUACAAGUUAUGUGACAAGCGUGGCUGGAUGGCAAUACAUGUUGCUGCAUUCUAUGGCUCAAUUCCCUGCAUCAGAGAGCUAUACAGGAAGGACCCUGAUCUUCUAGAGGCAGAAACAGCAGCUGAGUAUAAGUCUACUGUAUUGCUGCUCACUGCAAUAUCUGGAGCCCUCGUUACCCUUCAAUACCUUCUUUCUUUAGGAGCAAACUGGAAAAAAGUGGACAGCAUGGAAAACAACAUAAUCCAUUUAGCUGUGCUUUACUUCCAUACACACAUACUGAAAUACAUAAUAGAAUUAAAUAUUCCAGAACUCAAUGUAUGGCAGCAUCUUGUAGAAAUGUUGAAAUCUAAUGAUUCCCACAGGAGAGAAAUGGCAGCCAGAUGCUUGGAGGUUCUUUGCCUCCUGAAAGAAGAGUUUUGGAAGGACAUUUAUGAAGCAGGAACAUUUCCUUGCCUUGUCAACCUAUUAAAAAGUAAGCAAGUGAAUCUGGAAUGUGUAGCUGCAGGAACUUUAAGCAAUACCUCAAAUAAGGUUCCUGUCGCAAAGUGUCUAGUGGAAGCAGAAGCCAUACCAAUACUUAUCACACUGCUGCACUCCAAACAUCCUGAGCUUCAGUCCCGAUGUUCGGUGAUUUUAUAUGACAUUGCCCAGGUGGAUGGCAAUCAAGACAGCAUUGCACAAAUGAAUGGAGUUGCACCUUUGGUUAAACUGCUGCGUAAAGAUUUUGAAGAUGUAUUGGUAAAUGCUAUUAACUGCGUCCAAGUUUUAUGCAUUAAUAACCCAGCCAAUCAGAAGGCUGUCAAAGAUCUAGGAGGCAUUCCACUACUUGUGGACUUUCUAUCCAUUAACUCUGACGUGCUGUUAAAUGCAUCUUCAGCUGCUAUUGCAGAACUUGCUCGAGGAAACAAACAGCUCCAGGAUGCUAUUGCAAAGGAGAAUGCAAUUACCUCUCUUAUUGAUAUAAUUAGACUGAAGAAACUCGGUAACCAAGUGAAAGCUGCCAUGGCUAUAGAAGCUCUUGCUGAUCAUAAUACUGCCAUCCAAAAAGAGUUUUUGGAUAGAUCAACAUCAAGACACAUAUCAAAGCUCCUCAAAGUUUUUCAUCUAGAGGUUAGAGAACAAGGCUGCACGACACUUUGGGCACUGGCUGGUCAGACACGGAAACAGCAGAAGACAAUGGCAGAGCAGAUUGGCUAUAACUAUAUCAUUGACAUGCUCAUAUCACCUUCUGACAAGAUGCAGUAUGUUGGUGGUCAAGCAAUUAUAGCUCUGUGUAAGGAUAGCAAGCAUCACCAGGACCAAAUAUGUGAAGGUAAUGGUAUUGGUCCUUUGGUGCGACUGUUACGAAACCCCAAAGUGGCAGACGGAACACUUCUGAGCAUUGUGAAAGCGUUGGGGACAAUGUGUAUUGGUGUAGCUCUUAUAAAUAAUCCACUUACUCAGGAGAAGAUAGUGGAAGAACAAGCACUUCCAACUCUCGUUCAUCUUCUGAAAACUCACAGUUCUCUGAAAAUUAAGGUUGAAGCUGCUUGUACUAUAGCUUGUGUUGUUCUACAACAUUCUAGCCUGCAAUGUCUCUUGCAUGAGAGAGAAGGAUUUAAAUAUACUGAUGUUCUUAAUCUCCUCUAUGAAAGUGAUAAGGACAUAUGUUUACGGGCAGGCCAUGCAUUAGCUCUUUUUGCUUACAACAAUACCCUACAGCAGUUUUGUCUUCUAGAAAAUGGAGGAGUGGAAAUAGCCAUCUAUGAACCUUUCCUUCAGUCUGAGAAUGAUGCAGACAAAGCAUAUGCUGCAUUCCAGAUUGUUGUUUUGUCCAGAAUUAUUGUGGACAUGGAUCAAGUGACACUUUCUGCUCAAGGCGUGACAAUACUGUCCGAGCUCUUACAUGCAAAGAAGUCUGCCACGAUUGUACUAGCAGGGGAGCUGCUGGCUUCUUUGGCUCACACAAGAGCAGGCAUACCAGAAGUCAUAACUACAUUAGGAACUGUGGAGUGCCUUUGUAAUCAUUUAAAGUCUGAAGAAGAAGAGGUUCGUGUAGCCUGUGCUGAUGCAUUGGGAUAUCUAACAUUCAACCGUACUGCCUACCGCCAUCUUUUAACGGAGUGCAGGAAUGAACCAGUACUGUAUAAUCUGCUCAUCGACAACCUCAACAAAGAUGGCAGAAUAUCCAGACAUUUCACAGAAGAAUUUGAUGCUCAUCGAAAAAUAGGUCUACCCUCCCUCAGCUUAGUUAAAAAUGGUGGCCCUCCUAUAAACCCAUCAUCUUGGAAAGCAAAAGAGUUUGAAGUGAAGUACUGCUCCUCUAACAAUGGACAAGAGUGA
Molecule: messenger RNA, 4113 nt
Organism: Nanorana parkeri
Lineage: Eukaryota; Metazoa; Chordata; Amphibia; Anura; Dicroglossidae
Gene: ANKAR
Product: ankyrin and armadillo repeat containing
Exons: 22
Coding region: 1-4113 (1370 amino acids)
Molecular function (GO): protein binding
Source: RefSeq, a predicted model, not a curated record